Molecule: messenger RNA, 2351 nt
Organism: Pygocentrus nattereri (red-bellied piranha)
Lineage: Eukaryota; Metazoa; Chordata; Actinopteri; Characiformes; Serrasalmidae
Gene: nphp1
Product: nephronophthisis 1
Exons: 19
Coding region: 130-2178 (682 amino acids)
Biological process (GO): protein localization involved in establishment of planar polarity
Cellular component (GO): cytoplasm; cilium
Molecular function (GO): protein binding
Source: RefSeq, a predicted model, not a curated record
GAUUCAUUCGCGAGUCGGACAUCACUAUUAGCAACCAUCUGCCGCGUCCUUCGUGGAGCUGCAGUUCGUAUUUUGAGCCACAGUUAUAUUAAUUUUACACAUUAUGGCUUUAAAUACGACCGCGGUGUUAUGAGGAAGAUGGCACCGAGGAAGAAGGGACCGCUGCAAACGGUGCAAAAGGAAGGAGACGACAUUAAAAGAAAGGUGGACGCUUUGACGCAGGAUGUGACCAAGCUGGACAUAUCAGACAGAACAGAGACGUUACGGAGGUGCACGGAUCUGCAAAACACAGUGGCGGAAACGUUAAAGAGGCUCAACAAAUUAACAAAAGCGGAUGAGUCAGCUCCAAUAGGGAACUACGACCAGCGUAAAAGGGAUGAAGAGGAGCGUCUUAGGAUUCUUCAGGACAGGCUGAAGACUCUAACUCUACAGCUCCAGCCUCAGGAGAAGGAUGCAGGCCACAGCUCGUCGGAGGCUGAGGAGGACAGCGCAGAGGAGGUCAGUGAAGAAGAGGAUGACAGCCAGGUUGGGGAGGUGGAGGAGGAGGAAGAUGUUGCAGAGGAUGAUAAUGUUAAUGAUGAAGAUGAUGAUGAAGCUGAUCACAAAGUUAAAGAGGAUGUGAUGUCCACUACCAAGGGUGCUGGGACCUAUGUGGCUCUCAGUGCGUUCACAGGAGAGGAGGAAGGAGAUCUUACUAUACAGAAAGGGGCUGUUCUGAAAAUCCUUCAGAAGAAUGAGGACGGCUGGUGGCUUGCCCAAGACUCUAAAGGAAACAAGGGUCUGGUGCCUAGAAACUACCUCAAGAUGAUUUCCCUGCUGGAGCAGGAGAGUGAGGAUGAGGAUAAUAGUGAAGAAGAGCAGGAUGGUGAAAAUGAGACGGCUAAAAGCAGGCCAAGCACUUCAUCCAAUUGGGAUACCGUCCGAGAGGCCAUUACAGAGAUUGAUGCUACAGAUGUGCUGUCCGCUAUGGGAGCCAUUCCUCCAGGCUUUCGACCCUCAACUCUUUCCAGACUGCUGGAGGAAGGGACUUCAUACAGAGCCAGUCAUUACAUUCAGCCCAAACUCGGCCAAUCAGAGCUCUGCUUCAAAGACCUCCAGCUGGACCCAGACUCUGGCAAGGUUCACGCUCGUUUGUCUCGAGUGUGUUUAACCCUGACUCUGUGGAGCUGCAGAAUGAUCCCUCCUCCAGGGGUGGGGCUACAGGUUCUCAGUCGACACGUCCGUCUGUGCGCUUUUAACGGAACUGAGGUCUUGAGUAAUAUACACACAGUCAGAGUCACUUACAAUCCAAGCAGUCCAAAAACAUGGAGCUUCUCUCCAAGGAUGAGCAGUUUGCUGCCCUGUCUACUGGACGGCGAUUGUUUUUUCCACUGUGAUUCAGACUCUCCUGACCUGGGCAUUCUCUUCGAGCUGGGCAUCACCUACAUCAGAAAUUCCACAGGAGAGAGAGGUGAUCUGAGCUGUGGCUGGGCCUUCCUCAAACUUUUUGAUGAAAACGGAGCACUUAUACCUCUACGAACACAAGAGCUCGCUGUGCAUGGAGGGACUCCAUAUGAAGGCAAGGCUGAUAUAGAUGCCACAUCUACUAAACGAGGCUCUAGCAGUGGAGUGCUUCAGCAAAUGCUGAUGUCCAGGAAACAACCCAAACUGAUCGUCAAGCUCAGAUCCCCAAACACACGCACCAGAGAACAGCUCAACUUGCUGCCUGACACUAUAAUAGGCUACCUGUCCACAGUCCGCCUGCUGGCUCUGUACAGACAGUUGCUUGCUGAUGCCCUACUGUUGGAACGGGUCACUAUGCAGAAUGCAGAUCUGAUCUGCAGUGCAGUUCUAGCUACUUUCCCUGAGGUUCUUGAUCAUCCUGACCUGAUGGAUGCUUUCAAGAAUUCAUGGGUGGUGUCACAAAACAACCUGAAGAGGUCUGACAAGAAGGACAUUACAGCACUGAAGAAGCUGUUUGAGAAUGUUUAUAUGAGCAGUGUAUUCCCACUACUGUACUCAGCUGAGAUGCCAGCACCUCUGUGGGCGGAUGAGAGCACAGAGACUCAACGCGCCCGUCUCAUUUACAGCCCCAUCCACAAGAUCACAAUGGAAACCAUGCUAUCCCCCAAUCACCCUCACCAGGCAUUUGACAUCUCUCAGGUCACCUAUGACCUCCUGAACUCUGCCUGGCACUAACGCUAUACCAAAGUAUACCAAUCAGCACUAAACACUGGGCUAAAUGGGCAUCAACUCAUUUAGCCAACUGACCAUUCAUGAGAAAGGAAAAUGGAAUAUUGAGGACUUUUUUCAUAUUUUGUAUGUAAAUACUAACAAAGAUUCAAUAGCAAUAAAAUAUACAAAGAGAUGAA